Pungitius pungitius (ninespine stickleback) is the source of this 3794-nucleotide messenger RNA. RefSeq names its product phosphatidylcholine:ceramide cholinephosphotransferase 1-like. Bases 432 to 1637 code for a protein of 401 amino acids. The transcript has 6 exons. Lineage: Eukaryota; Metazoa; Chordata; Actinopteri; Perciformes; Gasterosteidae. The record is from RefSeq and is a predicted model, not a curated record. Gene Ontology annotation, cellular component: Golgi membrane; plasma membrane; endoplasmic reticulum membrane. Gene Ontology annotation, molecular function: protein binding; sphingomyelin synthase activity; ceramide cholinephosphotransferase activity. Gene Ontology annotation, biological process: ceramide biosynthetic process; sphingomyelin biosynthetic process.
CCUGAAGGCAGCGCGGCUGACGGUGUGAAGGAAACUCCCAGCUUCUCGAGUCCCAACCGCCUACCCAUGAACCCACCGGAUAAAACCACAGACGGGUUAACGAAUGUGGUGACAUACUCUACGAUUUAAAAAGAAGCCCGUGACAUUUCAGGGCUGCAGCGCGUGUGGUGGAAGACCGCGUAGGAGGCCGCUGUGGUUCACCUGCUAUCUAUUGGCCACACACACACACACACACACACCCUCCCCUAAGUGGCCCUGCGGCCUACCUUCUCCCCCCAUCACUUCAAGAGGAGACUGGGCUACCUCUGGGUGCGAGACACACCAUGUGCCAACACCGGAGAGGACUUCUCACUGCCCCGUAGACCGCCCUGCCUCCAGUUAAUUUUCCCUAGUCUGAGGACGCCAGUUCUCCGCAUUGCCCGCUGGCCAAGAUGAAGAAGGUGGCGUUGUGGUCAGCAGAGGACGUCUCUGACUGGCUGAACAAAGAGGGGAUGCCGGAGUACAUCGGCGCCCUCCGCCAGAGGGACGGCCCCGCUCUACUCCGGCUGAACGAGGCCGACUUCCAGAUGCCACCCAUCUCGCUGGUGUCAUCCGACGGCGGGCAGCAGCUGCUGGAGCGACUGGAGACCCUGCGGAUAGAGACUCACAUCGAGGCUCACAAAAAUGGCCACGCAAACGGGCAUGCUGGGGGGCUACCCAACGGGACUAGCAAGCCUCAGAGGAACGGCGCUCUCAUGGUCCACAUCCCCAUCCCCGCGGUUGAAACUAUGCGGCCGUCGUUCCCCGUCGAGUGGGGGAAGACGGGCAUAGCGUUUGUCUACGCGGUGGUGUGCUUUGUGACCACCACCGUCGUCAUUUCAGUGGUCCACGAGAGGGUACCACCCAAAGAGCACACCCCCCCGCUACCCGAUAAGUUCUUUGACUUGUUUGACCGGGUGGAGUGGGCCUUCGCCAUCUGUGAGAUUAACGGCAUGCUGCUGGUCGGACUCUGGCUGAUACAGUGGAUUCUACUCAAGCACAGGUCAAUUAUAGGCAGGCGCUUCUUUUUUGUUGUGGGCACACUCUAUCUGUACCGGUGUAUUACAAUGUACAUCACCACUCUGCCUGUUCCAGGCAUGCACUUCAAAUGCUCUCCAAAGCUUCUCGGGAACUGGGAGGUACAGAUGAGGAGGAUAAUGAAGAUGAUUGCUGGCGGUGGUCUAUCCAUCACAGGUUCCCACACCAUGUGUGGAGAUUAUCUGUAUAGUGGCCACACCGUCAUGUUAACUCUAACAUACCUCUUCAUCAAGGAGUAUUCCCCGAAGCGGUUCUGGUGGUACCACUGGCUUUGCUGGAGCUUGAGCGCUGUAGGGAUUUUCUGCAUCCUUCUGGCCCAUGACCACUACACUGUGGAUGUGGUGGUUGCAUACUUUAUCACUACACGUCUCUUUUGGUGGUACCACACAAUGGCCAACCAGCAGUCGCUGAAGGAGACGUCACAGAGCAAUUUGUUCUCGCGCGUGUGGUGGUACAGACUGUUCCAGUAUUUCGAGGAGAACGUCAACGGCACGGUCCCUCGCAACUAUCAGCUGCCGCUGUCAUGGCGAUCGUUGCAGUGGAGCCGCGGCGUGAAGUACAGCAAACUGGACAUCCAGUGACCCACCCCCCCCCCCCCGCCCUUCAAUCCCCCUCCCUAUCCCAGCAAAGCAAGCAAGGACUAUAACUUCCAUAAGUGCUGUUUUUCCCCAUGGAAGAUGGCACUGUUAACCGUAGCGCUGUCCCUUUCCCUCGGUCCGGAUGGGUAGCACUGUGACCCGCCUCCUUUCCCUCUGGUUUACGCUUUGUUUUUUCCCCGUCCUUCCUCUUCUGGUAAUAAUGCGAUCCAACGGCACUAAUUUAUAUUUGUUUUGUGGGAUUUUCCUCGUCGUGGGCCACACGGUGGUUUAUGAAGCAUUUCGACAAACUUCUUAAACUCAGAGUUUAAAGAUUUCUUUUUUCUUUUUUUUGGCCACAAGGACUCGUUAUUUUUUUCCCCCUCUGCACAAAACUAUACUUAAUGUCCUCAAUAAUUUUUGUGCAAAUAGUAUAGUAUCAUUUGAUAACCAAAAUGCCAUUAGCAUUUUCUUUUCCUUUAAAAACAUUUUUUUUAUAGCAAAUUACUUUUUGUAAACUGUCCUUGCUAAAAUGAGUCAACGGUGCAAAUAAUUUUUUUUUUUUUAGUAUUUCAAACUUUAUUUUUCAAAAAUAAAUGAUGUCCAACAAAAGAUUUUUAGAUUUUUACCUUUUUCAAGAUGGAUAACUGAGAGCAUAAGAAUCUAAUGUGGUGUAAUUCCAGUGCCUUUCUAGCUUGAUUGUAAAACAGUUCAAGUAUUUGUGUCUUGUCUCUCUGCUGCCGGUGUGACCACACCGCGGUACGAGGUGGUACUUAGUUAACGGUCUCCUUCCCAUGAAUGUAAAAACAAAUACGCCAGCCUUAUCACAAGAUUGGUUCUCACAAAAAGUAGGUGCGGUAAUUGAAAUGUCCCAUUUAUUUAUUGAUCCUUUAUGAUGUCACUUGCAGUUCUAGCGGAAAACAAAACGACUGUUAAUUUGUUUUUCUUUCUGUUUGUAACACUUUUUUUGUUUUGUUUUACCAAUCAGUCUUUAACAAAUACCAGCCAUGUUUAAAGCACGAUCAUUGAUGCUAGAUUGCCUGGUAGUUUGACGUUUCCACCACUAUUAUUUGCUCUACAUCACUUGGAAGAAGACUUGUCUCUAAGAUGCAGAGUUAAGUUACUCUGCAUCUGGACACUUCUCAGCUCCUCUCUUGUUCCCCACAUUGAGUCCCAUUUUGAAAUCCGAAUGAUCCUCCUUACUGUCGGGCUUUGUAACCUUUGGGAUGGCGAUGACCUCUAGAGGCAAACCUUCACUCUCAACCCUCGUGUCAGAGUUAAAAAAAUAAAAAAAAACUCCCCAACAAAGCAGAAGCUUCUGAGCAUGUCUAGCUAAUCUGUGUGUGUGUGUGGUUUGUCACACACUAAAUCAAGCAACUACCUGUCCGUUUAAGUGCAAAGCCAAAACUCAAAGUAGCAAAGGGCCGUCUGGAACUUGUGUGGGGAAAAAGACGUGUGAUGCACGCAGGGUAACAUUGAUUUCUGUUAAUGUGAAAAUGUGUCUUUAUUGCUAAUCGUAGUCGUGUAUGUGUAGGCUUGUGUUUUUGUUCUGUAGCAUUUCUUUGUGUUGCUAUGACUGAACUGUAAAGAAUAAGUAUUGCACAAGUCAAUCUAUAGGGAAAAAUUUAACGUUUGGAGAAACCUUAUUUUCAAAUGAAAUUGAUAAACUUUGAUGAAGAGAAACUGCACUAAGCUUUUAGAUUAUACAAACCUCAAAUAAAUAAGGAUGUGAUUAUUUUAUUUAAACAUCGUCUAAAGAAGGGGCUGAACAAAUGUUUCCAAUUUAUGAAGCCUAACUCUAUCAAUGCCAACAAAAGUCUUAUUGUUUGAGACCGAUGACGUGUAGCAUUGUCCAAUCAUUUCACUUGAACAUCUCAGUUUUUAAGAGCACAGCUGAUUCCUCACAUUCAACUAUUUUUUUUCAUUUGAACUAAGAGUCCAAAUACAGGGAGGUGUAAGGAUGGUUUGGUUGGGAAGAAAGGUAAUGUUGGUCUUCUUGUUUGCCAAUCAAGUUAGAUUUAUUUUUCAAAGUUUAUUAUCCUUGUAUGUUGCUCUGUAAACUUCCAACAUUGUCCCAAUUUCUGUGUAUUCAAGAUAUUUGUAAGAUAUGAUAAAGGAUUGUAUUUGGGACGCUUUUGAAUAAAACCUUUUACUAAAAUUGUA